AUGAUGAAAUAUUUUGAAGCAGAAUAUAACAUGAGGCAAACAGUUUAUAGUUAUUUCUUUGACUGGAGUUCCGUCUAAUGGACUUCAGUAAUGUUACCAUGGUCAGUAGUCUUUGAUUGUUUUCUAGAUGCGAUAUUUAAAACGUAUUUAUUCGGGCAAGAAGAUUGUUUUUUUACACUUGAUAUCGGAACCCUGUACACAAGGAGAACUGGAGUAAUAUAUAGUGGAGAGUGGAGAUGCAAACAAAGCAAACAGCGCGGAAACACCAACACACAGUUGUCCAGAACAACUAUCACCUCAACCUCCGAUCCCGAUCAAUUCGCCCCUGUUCGAAGGAGAGCUGUCCCGGUUGAAUCCCAGCCUCUUCUACCUAUUCCCGCCCACGAUGCGUCUUACGAUAUUGGUCAUUGGCUUCCUGGCCGCCUUCGUGUCGAAUGUGACGGCCACCGCGCUGACCUACAAACUCGAGGCCAACGAGAAGGCCUGCUUCCACUCCUAUGUCGACCACGCGAAUUCGAAGGUCGCCUUUUACUUUGCGGUCCAAUCCGGCGGUUCCUUCGAUGUCGACUACUCAGUAAUCGCCCCUGGCGAAAAGGUCGUUUUGGAUGGCACCAAGGAGCGACAGGGAGACUUUGUGUUUACGGCGCAGAGCGUCGGGGAGUACCGGUUCUGCUUCAACAAUGAGAUGUCUACGUUUGCGGAGAAGAUGGUGGACUUUGAGAUUGCGGUUGAGAACGAAGAACGCGCUCAACUUCCCUCCCGACAAGGUAGCACUAGCCCCGAACAGGCAUCUGCUCUCGAAGAGUCGAUUUUCAAGCUUUCCGCGCAAUUGUCGACCAUCUCGCGGAACCAAAAGUACUUCCGGACCCGCGAGAACCGCAACUUCAGUACCGUGCGUAGCACGGAGCGCCGGAUUUUCAAUUUUAGUGUCGUUGAGGGGUUGAUGAUGGUGUCUAUGGCUGGAUUGCAGGUGUUUGUGGUGAGGUUUUUCUUCCAGGGGGCUAGAAAAGGUACGUGUUAUCGGCAUUUUGUUGGAAGAAUACCCGGUCUAGGUGGAAGGGGACAUGACGUUUCUUUCCUGACUUCGGUUUCCCAGUGA
Molecule: messenger RNA, 1099 nt
Organism: Aspergillus ruber CBS 135680
Lineage: Eukaryota; Fungi; Ascomycota; Eurotiomycetes; Eurotiales; Aspergillaceae
Product: emp24/gp25L/p24 family protein
Exons: 3
Coding region: 386-1099 (237 amino acids)
Biological process (GO): protein retention in ER lumen; intracellular protein transport; Golgi organization
Cellular component (GO): COPII-coated ER to Golgi transport vesicle; endoplasmic reticulum; endoplasmic reticulum-Golgi intermediate compartment
Source: RefSeq, a predicted model, not a curated record